Messenger RNA from Cadophora gregata, 3870 nucleotides. RefSeq lists its product as uncharacterized. The record is from RefSeq and is a predicted model, not a curated record. Gene Ontology annotation, biological process: negative regulation of TOR signaling; regulation of cell cycle. NCBI's taxonomy places the organism in Eukaryota, Fungi, Ascomycota, Leotiomycetes, Helotiales, Ploettnerulaceae. Bases 272 to 3445 code for a protein of 1057 amino acids. The transcript has 5 exons. Gene Ontology annotation, cellular component: TSC1-TSC2 complex.
UUUGUGCUACCAAGCCGCAUCUCGACCAUCAUCACUCAGCACUAUUCCAAUUCGCAUCCACCAGGCAGUGUCGCUACCACGUAUAUGCCGCUCCAUUGAGGGCAUUCCCAAUUUGUCCUUGCUCGCUCUGCUGCCUCCAGCAAGGUAGAUCUGUCUCGUAUUGCGAGUACCUGUCAAACCUUUCAACCCCGCAGUCCCGCAUUGCAUCGAAGCUUAAGCAGGUCAAAGCCUGCUCUCGAACCAGCAUCCUGGACUGCAACACUUCGCAACGAUGUCUUCUGGAUCUCUCAAGGAUCUAUCCAAGUCGAUUGCAGCCUCCGCAUCAAAUCUCACUCUCCCACUUCCCGCCGAGCUCAGGCAGGUCAUAGACGCAUACCUCGAGAAACAUGCAGUCUACGACGAUACAGACUCCCAGCGUCUGCAAGAAGAACUGUUGACAUUCUACCAAUCCUCCAUCCUCGAUCAUCCCACACGUCUUGCGCCUUUCCUUUCAAUUCUUCGAUCCUUAAAGCCAAAUCUCAAAGGAUCUGGCAGGGAGCUACAAUGGUGGGACAGACUUUCGGGGCCUAUCAUUAUAAACUUGGGAGUUGAAAAAGGACUGGCAUUUGAAGCUAGAGACACAUUGCUUGGAAUUCUGAUAUAUGAUGAGGAAGAGGAGGAGCAUCUGAAAGAUGCCAAAGCCAGCAGUGCAGCAGUUGCAGAUAACCUAAUGUCUACCUGGCUGGCAAAAUCGAAAUUGGCAUUGGACGAACUCAACGAGCAUGCAAGGUUUGUCGAGAGCCAGAUUCAAUUGAUCUUGUUGGCAUUCGGAAAGAAGAGGCCAACAGACUUCUUAACAACCAUCAAUAAAUUCUUUGUGCAGAAGGAUAGCCGCAUACUUUCUCUGUCUCUGCUCUGCGAAUUUUUCCGGCAUCAACCUCCGCAUCUGCACCAACUUUUACAAACUCCAUUAUUCGACAAUUUGCUACGAUGCCUCCAAAUCGAUACAUCGACCAGGGUUAUAUCAUUGGCUAUGACAGCUUUGAUCAUGUUCCUGCCACAUAUUCCAAUAUCAUCCUCCAAGCAUCUACCUGCAUUGUUCAACAUUUACAGUCGCAUGCUAUUCUGGGACAAGGAGCGGAAAGCUGCUGAAGUUGUGCCCCAGCCAACUGAUGAUGAUGAGGAGCCAUCUGCAACGGACGACGGAAAACAAUGGGAAAAGCUCUCCUACUUGUUGGAAUCAGAAGAUGAUACUGUACCCGAGCUCCUGCACUAUUUUACGUUUCUGUAUGGCUUGUAUCCCAUCAACUUCAUGAGCUAUAUUCGGAAACCCCAGAGAUACCUUCGACAUGCGAAUUUCCCAGGCGCCGAUGACCUCGAUAUUGAGCCUACGGAGAUCAGACAACGCUCUGAAGGAUUUAGACAAGUUCACUUGAUGCACCCGAAUUUCUUCAUGCUUACACUGGAGACUGAACUCACAGACACACAACGAUGGCAGAAGAGCUCAGCUCCGGAUGUUGUCGCGGAAUGCAUGGCCCUCUAUGUGCCUGGUGAAGUUCAGCACCAUAUUCCGCGAGCGAAGGGAGCAAUAAAGAAGGUGGAGCUGAACACGGACGUCCCAGAGCAUCCACUUCUUGACUCGGAUGCAACGCCGUUUCAGUCGAGACAAAAUAGCUUGCGAGAUACUCGAUCAACUGUAGUGGUAUCACCUGAAGGUUUCCGUUCCUCUUCUGGCCUCCACAGAAAGCUUUCACAAACAUCCCAAUCCUUGCCAUCUGUUGCAGACUCCCCACCGCUGCAACCCUCCGACCGUCAUGAUAGCCCAACUAUCCCACCACAAAUCCUUGGUUCACAUCACAAUCAGCUCUCUGAUAUGCUUGGCUCGCAGAUCUCAACUCGGGGAAGCCUCUACAGAGUCUUUACUAACGAUUCUGAAGCUUCUCUUCCCUUGUCACAGGGUACUGAUGCACUUCACAUGAGCGGUCUGUGGGAUACUCUGACAAGAGAGACGAUUCCCCGCUCCCCCUCUUUGAGACCAACGACUGGCCCUGCCGGUGCCAAAGUUGCGUAUCUCCAGCGUGAAAUCCAACUACUGAAGAACGAUUUGAACUUUGAGCGCUAUCUCAAACAGCAGCACCUGUCUCAUAUUGGCAAAAUACGCAGGCAGCAGAUCAGAGAAGCUAGAGUGGAAGCAGAGACACAGCAUCUGUUCAACUACAAUCGUGGUCUGAAAUCCAAGCUUGUAGAGGCGAAGAGACAGAACGUCCAGAUGAAGAAAGAGACUGAAAAAUCGAAGACUCAUUCGAGAAAGUGGGAAGCCGACCUGACUGCCAAAUUGCGUGUUCUCCGAGAAGAGCAGAGGAAAUGGAAUAUAGAGCGAGAUCAGCUCCUAUCUGACCUCGCCACACAGCGAGAUAGCAACACGAAGUUGAAAAAUAUCACGGUGGAAGCUGAGAGCCGAGCGCUGGAAGCAGAUCAGACCGCUGAUAGUGUGAAAAGUAAUCUCGAGGAGUUCGAGCGCUUGCGAAAGCAAUCUGACGAGAUGUCCAAGAGGAUCAUGCAGUUUGAAGCAGACGCACGAGGAGCUGAAGUUGCCAAGGAGCUUAAAGAAGCUGCCCUCAGCCGUGUCCAUCUCCUGGAAAUGGAGCUUGCUGCAAGAGAUGAGGAGCUCGCGAAGGCGAAAGCUGCAUUUGAGGCGGAGUUAGAGAGUAUCCGGAAUCGAGACCGAGAUGAUGCACGUUCGUUCAGAAGCAACGAGUCGGAGCGAGCUCACCUCUCACAUGUCUUCCUCGACACAACAAUGGCAGCUUCACGACAUCGGAUCAACGAACUCACCAUGUCUCACGGCCAUCUGCUUAAACGAUAUACCCGUCUCCAAGCAUCAUACACUGAGCUUCGGGAACAUGUCGAAGAUCUCCAAGGUGGUGAUGAGCCACUGCUUGGCGGCUCCUACACAUUUUCGAAUAAUUCGCCUACCAAUCGGUUCAAGAGCCGGGGUCAUGCUCGUUCUGAUCCAGAACAGCCUACGAUAUUUGAAGGCGGUCCUAAUGCUCCCUUCCCUGUCCGACCGGCCAGGCUAGAUACCUCGUACCGUCACGGCUCACCAGCUGAUGGUCGAAGUCCCGUCUCAGCGGGUGGAUACCCCGCUCAACACUUCCAAGCGCCGCAGCCGUAUGGACCACCUAGCAUGGCGGGUACAAGGAAGAGCGCUGAGAGCGGUGAAAGUCAAGGGAAUGGUGGAUCCGCGCCGCCGAAAAUCAAGCCGCAGAGUGAUGUUAGGGUGUUUGGUCGUGGUGGAGUUCAAAACAUUGGCAAAAAAGAAAAAGACAAGAAGGACAAAGCGAAGGAGAAAGAAGCAAAAGAUCAGGCGAAAGGUGAAGGUCCUUCUACACCUGAAGCACCGUCGAAGAAAGACAAGAAGCUUGGUGUUGGCAUGAGGGGUAUCAGAGGAUUUGGGAAUAUUUGAUUGGUUCAAAAGGGACAAAGGAGGAAGGAGUAAAUUCUUGGAUUUGUACAGUUUGUAUAUUUUGGUGGCAUUACAGGCGCGGGUAGGGUAGGUUGCAUUUUCGGGUGUGGAAAAAGUGUUUCUGGGAUACGGCGUUCAGGUGUUUUCAUCACGGUGAUGUAUAUUUACUUGGGACUUUCGGAGCAGCCUUAAUCAGCAUCAAAUCUUUGAGCGAUGGUAGUAUAAUUUGGUUGGACACUCAGCUUUCUCAAGAUCAACAUGCUCGAGCUUGUGGAAAGUGAUGCCAGGAGAAACGCUGACUGCAGAAAGGCUAUGAGAGUGAUCAACCAUCAGUACCCGGGGGACUUUCAGCUUUCACUUUAGAUUCAAGGCACAAUCAAUGUAUGACAGCAUAAACAAACCCAACCCAACCGCUAAAAUGCAGU